AUGGAACUUCAAGAUACCCUAUCCUUACUCUCCAUCUUGCGGCUCAUUUCAGCUCCUAAUUUUCCCCAGUACAUCGGCCGCACGAAACUCGCGGACUUCAUGGAGUCCUAUGCCAUCCAGCAGGAGCUCACAGUGUGGACGUCCUCGGCCGUUUCAUCCGUCCCCGCGCCCGUGUUUGACGAGGCUACGAAACGCUGGACCGUUGUCGUUAACCGUGCGGGCAAUGAGGUGACGCUCAACCCAAAGCAUCUCAUCAUUGCGACGGGCAUUGGCGCACCGUACGUCCCGCAAAUCCCGGGGCAAUGGGGUGUAGUACUCUGCUAACAUUGGGCCGGGGACAUGCGACGCGUGGUUCCGCAAACGUGUGAGCGGGGCGAGGACGACGUGGUGCUUGAGCUCGGAAGCGCCGACGCGAAGGGGCUGGAAUAGUGCAGGAGACGCGUUGGGCUGGGCGAUGGUCAUGGUCGCUCCUUCAAGAUCUGUGUUUCUGGAUGGGUGGUGCGGAUUUGGGGUAGGCGAAAUACGAUAAAGUGGAGAGAAGAGCGACGCUAGCUCUUAUACCCCGC
Molecule: messenger RNA, 566 nt
Organism: Coniophora puteana RWD-64-598 SS2
Lineage: Eukaryota; Fungi; Basidiomycota; Agaricomycetes; Boletales; Coniophoraceae
Exons: 2
Coding region: 1-324 (107 amino acids)
Source: RefSeq, a predicted model, not a curated record